This is a messenger RNA of Ricinus communis (castor bean), 3674 nucleotides long. RefSeq names its product FT-interacting protein 3. The transcript has 2 exons. The record is from RefSeq and is a predicted model, not a curated record. NCBI's taxonomy places the organism in Eukaryota, Viridiplantae, Streptophyta, Magnoliopsida, Malpighiales, Euphorbiaceae. Bases 329 to 3412 code for a protein of 1027 amino acids.
UACCACGCGUCGAAGAGACAAAAACAAAACAUUCGCCCAGAAGAAAACCAGAAAAAAGAACCAGAGAAAUCCGCAAUGCCCUAGAAAUAUGUCUUUUUAUUUUUUCUUUCUCACGAAAAUAUUUUCCUGUUUCUAAAACAAAAGAGAAAAAGAAAAGAAAGAAAACAUGGGAUAUCGAGAGAAACGGAUGUACAGUAGAGUCGGUUGUUUUUCUCAGUUGAAAAUGAAAGAAAAAAGAAGAUAUGAUAUGGGGAUUCUUUCUUCUGCUGCCUGACUGACCUAUUUUUGUUGAGCACGCGAUGCUUCUGUCUCACACUGCCCGCCAGCUAUGGAGGUCACUGCACCCAGCAAAGACAAGCUGGUGGUAGAGGUGGUGGGAGCACAUAACUUAAUGCCAAAAGAUGGAGAAGGGUCAUCAUCGCCAUUUGUAGAAGUAGAGUUUGAGAAUCAGAAACUAAGAACCCAAGUUAUGUAUAAAGAAUUAAACCCCAUUUGGAAUGAGAAGCUUGUUUUUAAUAUUAAAGACGUUGCAGAUCUUCCUUACAGAAGUAUUGAUGUUAAUGUGUUUAAUGAAAGGAGGUCUAGUAAUAGUAAAAACUUUCUGGGUAAGGUUAGGAUUUCAGGCUCUUGUAUUGCUAAGGAAGGUGAAGAAAUGCCUCAGUUGCAUACUUUGGAUAAAAGGAGUUUGUUUUCUCAUAUUAGAGGUGAGAUAACUUUGAAACUUUAUGUUUCUUCAAGAGAAGAGGUUAAAGAAAAUGUUGGUUUUGGUAAUGGAGUUGUUGUUUCUGGUUCUUCUGGGUCUGUUUCUUUAAAGAAAAACAAGAAGUUGCAGCAACAGCAACAGCAGCAGCAGCAGCAGCAGAUUCCAGCUAUAGUGAAGCAACAACAGCAGCUGAUUCAAGAAAAUAACAACAAGAAGCAAACACAACAGCAAAGCCAAAACCAUGCGAAGCCUGUGGAGCCACACCAAGGUGAGAUGAUGAAACCUAUUGUUAUUACUACUGCUCCUGGUACUGUUGUUUUUGGGUCUGGUGGUGGUGGUGGUGUUGGUGGGGGAGGUGGUGGUGUUGGUGUUGGUGUAAACGGUUCUAGUGAGUUCUCUCUCAAAGAAACGAGUCCACACCUUGGCGGUGGUCCUUUAAAUAAAGAUAAAAAUAGUGCAACUUAUGAUCUUGUUGAGCAAAUGCAGUAUCUUUAUAUUAGGAUUGUUAAGGCUAAAGAGAUUAUGUUGUUCGGUGGUGGUGAAAUAGUUGUUGAGGUGAAGUUAGGGAACUAUAGAGGGAUUACAAAGAAGGUUGGUUCAAGCAAUAUGGAAUGGGGCCAAGUUUUUGCAUUCUCUAAAGAUUGUAUACAGUCAUCAAUGGUGGAGAUUUUUGUCAAAGAAGGUAAUAAAGAUGAUUUCUUGGGCCGUGUUUGGUUUGAUUUGAACGAGGUUCCAAGAAGAGUGCCACCUGACAGCCAAUUAGCACCUCAAUGGUAUAGAAUGGAAGACAAGAAAGGGGAUAAAUCUAAAGGUGGCGAAGUCAUGGUUUCCAUAUGGUUUGGGACCCAAGCUGAUGAAGCAUUUGCAGAAGCGUGGCAUUCAAAGACUGCAAAUGUGCAUUUUGAUGGACUGUGCUCCAUCAAAUCCAAAGUUUAUCUGUCACCUAAGCUUUGGUAUUUGAGGGUAUCUGUUAUUGAAGCACAAGAUAUUGUUCCUGGGGAUAAAGGGUCUGCUAUGAUGAGGUUUCCUGAGCUUUUCGCCAAAGUCUUAGUGGGGAACCAGGUUUUGAGGACUAAAAUUGCUGGGCCUAAUCCCACCAGGAGCAUGUCCAAUCCUUAUUGGAAUGAAGAUUUGUUGUUUGUAGUUGCAGAGCCAUUUGAGGAUUGCUUGGUGGUUUCUGUUGAAGACCGUAUUGGACCAGGAAGAGAAGAGGCUGUAGGCAGAGUUUUGCUUCCAAUGACUGUAAUUGAGAGGCGUCAUGACGACAAGCAAGUUGUUUCUAGGUGGUUCAAUCUUGAUAAUCAUUUCGGCAGUGCAGUUGAGUCAAAAAUUAUUACAAGAUUUGGGUCCAGAAUUCACCUCAGGAUGUCUCUUGAUGGGGGUUACCAUGUGCUUGAUGAGGCCACAAUGUAUAGCAGUGAUGUUAAACCGACUGCUAAACAGUUAUGGAAGCCUCACAUUGGUGUGCUCGAGAUGGGGAUUUUGGGUGCAUCAGGACUUAUGCCAACGAAGCUCAAGGAAGGGAAAAGAGAAUCUGCAGAUGCUUAUUGUGUUGCCAAGUAUGGUCAGAAAUGGGUGAGAACCCGAACUGUUGUCGAUAGCUUAUCGCCAAAAUGGAAUGAGCAGUAUACUUGGGAAGUGUUUGAUCCCUGCACAGUAAUCACAAUCGGAGUGUUUGAUAAUUGUCUUGUGGACAAGAUCGCCGUUAACCAUGCCAGUGCUGCCCGUGAUUCUCGAAUAGGGAAAGUUAGAAUCAGAUUAUCAACUCUGGAAACUGACAGGGUCUACACUCACUCUUAUCCGCUACUCAUGCUGCAUCCUACUGGAGUCAAGAAGAUGGGCGAACUUCAUUUAGCAGUAAGGUUUUCUUGCGCUAAUAUGGGGAACAUGUUUCAUAUGUACACACUGCCAUUGCUGCCAAAGAUGCACUAUGUGCAACCAUUGAGUGUGAACCAAUUGGAGAUCCUGCGGUAUCAGGCUAUGAAUGUGGUGGCAUCAAGGCUUAGCCGAUCAGAGCCACCGCUUGGGCGAGAAGUGGUGGAGUACAUGCUUGAUCAUGAUUCUCAUAUGUGGAGCAUGAGAAGAAGCAAGGCUAAUUUUGCUAGACUUAUAAAUGUGCUCUCUGCUAUUAUGGCCAUAGGCAGGUGGCUAGAGUCAAUACGCAAUUGGCACAAACCAGUGUACUCAACCUUGUUUCUUUUAAUUUUCCUCUUGCUAGUUGCUAUGCCUGAGCUCAUUAUCCCUGCCACAUUGCUUCACAUGGCGAUUGUGGGGCUCUGGCGAUAUCGGUCACGCCCACGCCACCCACCCCACAUGGAUACAAGACUUUCUCAUGCUCAAAGUGUAUAUCCUGAUGAACUAGAUGAGGAAUUUGAUUCGUUUCCGACGAGUCGGAGUGCUGAGAUGGUGAGAAUGAGGUAUGAUAGGCUAAGGAGUGUGGCAGGGAGGAUUCAGACAGUGGUUGGUGAUAUGGCUACACAAGGAGAACGUGUCCAAGCAUUGUUAAGUUGGAGAGAUCCAAGAGCAACAUUCUUGUUUGUGAUAAUGUGUUUAUUUGCUGCUGUUGGAUGCUAUGCUGUGCCUAUCAGAGUUGUUGUUGCUUUAUGGGGCCUGUAUAUGCUGAGGCCACCAAGGUUCAGGAACAAGUUGCCCUGCAGGGCUUUAAACUUCUUUAGAAGGUUGCCUGCUAAAGCUGAUAGUUUGCUGUAGAUUCUUUUGUAGGGAGAACUAGAUUGGCUUUUGUUAUGUGUAGGGGUUUAAUUAGAUUUUAGCAUUUGAAGAUAGUGGAAAGGGCUUUUAGGUUUUAGUUUCUCUUUUAUGUGCCUUGCCUUAGUUGUCUUGUAAUGUCUCCAAGUAGGCUAUUUGUAUGCAUGUUAAGCAUCCUUUAUUUUUGUCUAUGUAUGUGGUCAUUUAUCUACUGGCCUAUUCAUUUAAUUAUAAGUGCAAAUUACAGUAAACUUUUAUAAUUUAA